UCGGAUCGACGCCACGGUGGCACGGUGACAGCCAAGGCCCCACGCGGCCUCAUCACCCACUUCCAUUUUAUACCAUCCACUCCCCCCCAGCAAUCUCCGCAUCUGAAGACACCAAGCUCGAUCGCGCUCCGACCCGUCAGCCAUGGCUCGGCUCGCCGCCCUCCUCCUCGCCUUCGCCGUCGCCGUCUCCGCCGCCGCGCUGGCGCAUGGCCGCGAUCUCCCGACCCAGAUCAAGCUGACCAAGGGCGGUGGCGCGGUGGGCGGCGACAGCCAGGAGUGCGUGUACACGGUGUACGUGCGCACGGGGUCGAUCUGGAAGGCCGGGACGGACGCCAACAUCACGCUGGAGCUCUACACGGCGGGCAACGCCGACGGCGUGGCGAUCGCGGACCUGCCGUCGUGGGGCGGGCUCAUGUGGGGGGGCCACUCCUACUUCGAGCGCGGCAACCUGGACAUCUUCAGCGGGCGCGGGCCGUGCAUGGCCGGCGCGCCCUGCCGCAUGAGGGUGUCCUCCGACGGCACCGGCGCGCACCACGGCUGGUACUGCAACUACGUGGAGGUCACCGUCACCGGCCCGCACCGCGGCUGCGCCCAGCAGCUCUUCACCGUCGAGCAGUGGCUCGCCACCGACGCCGCGCCCUACAAGCUCGAGGCCGUCGUCGACCGCUGCCCCGCCGAUGGCACCGCCGCCGAGGAGUAAGAUCGAGUAAGCUGUACGCCGGCCUCUUCGUCAUCGUGUGUGGUUGGUAGCAAUAAGCUGCGGGGCCGUUCGUGCCGGCCCCGUGAUCCGCGUGCGCCGCGCCGGACGCGGAGAUGUACUACUAGAUGAGUUCGUGCUGCUGGUGGUGGCGAAAUAAUCGGGACCUGAUUUGUACUGUGUGCCAUUAGUGAGAGUUGUGAUUAGUUGCGGUGGCUGUUUUGUACGUUGAUGAUGUCGAUAUGGCAUCUCCAUUUGUGUGGAUCUUGUCCAUGUUUUCAUGCACUCCUACAUCAGUAACAUGUCUUCUCUC
This is a messenger RNA of Triticum aestivum (bread wheat), 1010 nucleotides long. Its product is annotated as PLAT domain-containing protein 3. The coding region runs from base 143 to 700 and encodes 185 amino acids. The transcript is spliced from 2 exons. The record is from RefSeq and is a predicted model, not a curated record. NCBI's taxonomy places the organism in Eukaryota, Viridiplantae, Streptophyta, Magnoliopsida, Poales, Poaceae. Gene Ontology annotation, molecular function: protein binding.